AUGUUGCGAGCAACGCGUAUAUCCAACAUUCCCUACCCAGUCAACCAUUGCGGAUGUAAAUGGAUUUGCCCGAGAUUCGAAGGUCGUCACGGAGGAAUGCGUGAGCUGUUGAAGUAUGCGUGGCAAGAAGGGCGAGUUAUCAACAGCGAACUGGUUGCCCGUCGAGUGGGGGAUUCAGCAGCAUGUUUAAAGAUGCUGUUUAAUCAUAAUAUUACAUUGGACUUGAUGUGUACAAUGCAGCUACAUUUCAAUGAUCAAAAAGUCGUGUCAAUUUUACCUAAUUUUCUUGUCAGCGGCGAUGGAUUCCACGUGUUGCUAUACUUAUCAUUACAUGAUAAUAAGUACAUUCGUUAUUUCACGGGACAUGCCAAAAAAGUUGUGUCAUUAUGUGUGUCCCCCAUUGAGGACAUGUUUGUUUCUGGAUCAUUGGAUAAAAGUCUCAGAUUAUGGGAUUUGAGGUCGCCAAAUUGUCAAGGUUAUAUCAAUGUUAUGGGAAGACCUGUGGCAGCUUUUGAUCCAGAAGGUUUAGUGUUGGCUGCUGGCAUUAAUUCUGAAACUCUCAAACUGUUUGAUGUCAGGUCAUUUGACAAAGGACCAUUCAUUACUGUGAAGCUUCCUCAGGAGAAAGAAUGUGACUGGACUGAUCUCAAAUUUAGUCAGGAUGGCCGUACAAUACUUAUUCCUACUAAUGGAUCUUUAAUUAGAUUGAUAAAUGCAUUUAAUGGUACACCAAUCCAGACAUUUACUGGUCACUUGAAUAAUAAAGGCAUUCCUAUCGAAGCAUCGUUCAGUCCAGAUUCUCAAUACAUAUUCAGUGGAUCAACCGAUGGUCGUAUUCAUGUAUGGAACGCAGUUACUGGCUAUAAAGUUUGUGUUCUCAAUGGAGAUCAUCCAGGCCCAGUACAUUGUGUUAAAUUUAAUCCUAAAUACAUGAUGAUGGCCUCUGCAUGUACAAAUAUGGCAUUUUGGUUACCUACAGUUGAUGAAGUAGCCAAUUUGGCAUAAGUCAAACAUUCAUUUUACGUGUGUGUAACUUACAUUACCUAAGUACAAUGUACUUACUUAAAGUCAACAACAUAUUUUAAUUAUUGAUUUUCCUAUAAUUUAAGUUAUAGACUAUUAACUUUUAUUCAAUUAUUUUGAAAAAAUAAAUGUUUUUAUUUUUUA
Rhopalosiphum maidis (corn leaf aphid) is the source of this 1167-nucleotide messenger RNA. RefSeq names its product WD repeat-containing protein 82-like. The transcript is spliced from 4 exons. Lineage: Eukaryota; Metazoa; Arthropoda; Insecta; Hemiptera; Aphididae. Bases 1 to 1005 code for a protein of 334 amino acids. Gene Ontology annotation, cellular component: Set1C/COMPASS complex. Gene Ontology annotation, molecular function: chromatin binding; protein binding. The record is from RefSeq and is a predicted model, not a curated record.